This is a messenger RNA of Alosa sapidissima (American shad), 721 nucleotides long. It is a transcript of the gene hsbp1b, whose product is annotated as heat shock factor binding protein 1b. Gene Ontology annotation, cellular component: cytosol; nucleus. The transcript is spliced from 4 exons. The record is from RefSeq and is a predicted model, not a curated record. Lineage: Eukaryota; Metazoa; Chordata; Actinopteri; Clupeiformes; Clupeidae. Gene Ontology annotation, molecular function: transcription corepressor activity. Bases 133 to 381 code for a protein of 82 amino acids. Gene Ontology annotation, biological process: cellular heat acclimation.
ACGUGUUUCCUCAUCAGCUGUUGUGGUUGUUGUGGAGCUUCGGCGCUGGUGUUUAGCACAACAUUAGGACAUUGCCGAUACAAUUAUAUAUCAAACUCUCGCUUGUCGGUUUAGUAACUUGUUCAAUCGAGGAUGGAAAAAUCAGGUGGCGAUACAGAUUCCAAAUCUGCUCAGGAUCUGACUGCAGUUGUUCAGACGUUACUGCAACAGAUGCAAGACAAGUUCCAGACUAUGUCCGAUCAAAUCAUUGGCAGAAUUGAUGAGAUGAGCACACGGAUUGACGACCUGGAGAAGAACAUCGCUGAUCUCAUGACCCAGGCUGGAGUGGAAGAGGGCGAGGGAGAGGGCAAGCCGAAAGAAGAGGAGGAAGCGGCAUCCUAAAGCAGGAUGUCAAGAACAGACAAACUUCAGAAAACAACACAGGCUGCACACUUCAAGAGCAGUCAGCCCUUUUUUCAAAAAUAACUGAACAUAUUGAUUUUUUGAAGUGUUUUGUGGGGUGCUUUUUAUAUUACUUUGUGAUGGUCUUUUUUAGUGUGUGACAUUGAAUUAACUUUUCUGUGUGUGAGUUAAUCAAUAGUCUUCCUGACAAACUUUUGUAAACCCCUUGCAAAAAAUGCUGAUCCACAGAAACUCUAGUUCCUUGAACAACCCACUGUACCAAGAACAAGUCAUUCCAAUUUCUGUAGAUUGUGUGGUAUUAAACUAGUUUUGUACAAAA